This is a messenger RNA of Hemicordylus capensis (graceful crag lizard), 2558 nucleotides long. It is a transcript of the gene MACIR, whose product is annotated as macrophage immunometabolism regulator. NCBI's taxonomy places the organism in Eukaryota, Metazoa, Chordata, Lepidosauria, Squamata, Cordylidae. Gene Ontology annotation, biological process: negative regulation of cytokine production involved in inflammatory response; negative regulation of fibroblast migration. The record is from RefSeq and is a predicted model, not a curated record. The transcript has 2 exons. The coding region runs from base 313 to 960 and encodes 215 amino acids.
AUGGCAAAGAAACAAAAGGAAGGCCCCGUUGCUUGUGGCCGAAGCUCUCGUGGGCCACGAACGCUUCAGCCACGAUAAAUCUGUGUGUGACAUCUAGGACGGUCAGUGUCACCAGACGACUCCUUUCCGGCUUGAUGGCAGCAGCACAAGUCCCAUCAAGGCUGCGCUUUACCGCAGGCCCAAGGCGGGGAAGUCACCGAGGACUCGGCGCCGGCCGGGAGGAGCAAGAGGAGGAAGGGAAGGGAAUCAAACACGUCCUCCUUGCAACUGAGUGACGACCGAAGGAAGGAGCGAGCGGCAAUACCCUGGGCGAUGACCAACAAAUUCAUACUUAAAAUGGAAGUUGACGUUAAUGGAGAGUCCAGGUCUAUCCUAGCUACUCUCCCCUUGCCUAUUGCUGAAGUGAGUGCCACAGCCAAGGCAGACUCGGAGAAACCACGCUGCUCCAGCACCCCAUGUUCGCCAAUGCGACAGACUGUUUCAGGCUAUCAGAUCCUCCAUAUGGAUUCUAACUACUUGGUUGGUUUCACAACUGGAGAGGAGCUUCUGAAAUUAGCCCAGAAGUGCACUGUAAGCGAGGAGAAUAAAGUAGAAGCGGUACCUACUUUGCGUUCCAAACAGCUUGAUUCAGGACUUUCCCGUUCCUCCCGGGUCUGUAAAGCCAGAAGCAGAUAUUACCAGCCUUACGAGAUCCCAGCGAUCAAUGGCCGGAGAAGGCGACGGAUGCCCAGCUCAGGGGAUAAAUGCACCAAGCCACUACCUUAUGAACCCUACAAGGCUUUUCAUGGUCCUUUGCCUCUUUGCCUUUUCAAGGGUAAAAGGGCUCACUCUAAAUCCCUAGACUACCUCAAUUUAGACAGAAUGAACAUCAAGGAACCAGCUGACACAGAAGUGCUUCAGUAUCAGCUCCAACACCUCACCCUAAGAGGGGACCGUAUGUUUGCUAGGAAUAAUACAUGAAGAUACAUUGUCCUUAGUUCUUCAUUGAGUCAAGAUCAUCUGUACAAUGUUGACAGUCAUGCAAAUGGCACUUGGUUGUAUCAGCAAAGUGUUUCCGGACCAUAAUUUAUUUGAGUAAGAUUAUGAAGAUGGUGGGGGUCAGAAUAACGUGGAAGAAACUACUGAAAAAUCCUGACUGCAAAUGUCUUUAAAACACUAUUACUCAACAGAAAAUCUUGCACAUGGAUUCUUAGUUGUGGCAAUUUAACACUCAGAAAUUUAUGUACUGUGACUUGUGUUUCUGACUGGGCUUGCUGUAAGAAAUUACUCAUGGAUAAGCACUGAAAUAAACUCUUAAUUCUUAAUAUUGAACAUAUUUAUGUAUGCAAUGACUUUUUGCAUUAUAGAAAACAAAAUGUUUGAACAGGACAUGUGUUCUUUAAAAUAAUCCAGUAUACAUUUAUUGUAACUGGUUUUGCACUGGGAACGAAAAAUAUCAUUGAUAAUAUUAAGCCUGAGUACUUUCUACUUGUGUUAACUGGAGCUGACUCUUUUUUUAGUGUAAUUGAAUUACUUCUCAUAUUUCAAAUUUGAUUUCAUUGUAAAAUUUGUAAAAGUACUAAAAAGGAUUUUGAGGGAGAAAAAUGAAAAAUACUUUGAAGGUAAAUACUAAUUGACUUUAAUUUAGUACCUUCAUUUUAAAAAAAAAAUCUUAAUGCCUACAUGGGGACAUUUACAUUGUGUAUAUACAUCGUGAAAUUCUGCAUCCACAUCUGCAGUAUAUUAAUGGAGUUUUAGAUUUUAGUACUACCGAAUUACAUAGUUAUGAGGGGAGGGUCUUACCAGACCACAUUUUUAGCACUGCACUGGAACAUUCCAGUUUAUUUACAGCACUGACUACUACUUUUUAAAUCUCAAUUUCAGGCUUUGAUAAAAAGCUGUGAACAUUACAAUACUGGAGUAUGAAUUACAUUAAAUGCACUGGCUUAGAAAGUUGUUUCAAUAAAUCGUCUCCAAACAAAUCCUUAUUUAACUAUUCUAACUUGAGCAAUUUUUUUAAAAAAUCUGUAAUGGUUUCUUAGUCUCUUUAAAAUGUGCAGUUUGUUACUGAAGCAGUGUGCAACCAUGUUAUGUUCUUGAUCUGUAAGUUAUUUAGAAGUGAGUGCUUAAAUUUUGUGGGAGGGGAGCUUAAAUUUUAUGUGAAACAAAAUAAUUUAUGGAUCAUUCGUGGCAUAGUUCUGACUUUUCUGAAUGGAAAGACUGGGUUAUUUUUCUCUUAAGAAGGAAUGCAGAGAGCACAAGCUUUGGAAGCUUAGGAUUUGUCUCCUCUUUAACACCUUUCACCACAGUAAUGUCAAACUUUCAGUACAGAAUUUGUGGUUAGGGUGUGUUUUACUAUGAGGGAAUGCUCAUAAUUUUUACAGCAAGCUGCACCAUUAUAUUGUAGUGAAGAAUGAUUUCUUAAGAAACUGUUCCUACAUAGCCUUUAGUUUGACCUGAAGAUUACUAUCUAAUGCCAAAGAGAGGGGUUUUACACAUUGAUUAAACAUUAUUUAUUGAUUUACCCUAUGAAAGAACAUUGUUGGCUACUAAAUAAAAGGAUGAUGUGCAUACCUCUA